This is a messenger RNA of Oryza sativa Japonica Group (Japanese rice), 1466 nucleotides long. RefSeq lists its product as uncharacterized. Lineage: Eukaryota; Viridiplantae; Streptophyta; Magnoliopsida; Poales; Poaceae. The record is from RefSeq and is a predicted model, not a curated record.
AAUCAGGAUAGGAUGGCACGAAUCUUAUAGCAUCGAAGCACGAAUCUUGGCAGCCGGGAUAGUCCGAUAGCGCCCAAGCGGAUAGAGCAGUUGCUACAGGCUAGUUCGUCAGUCUUUUCCUCCUCAAAUCCUCCAUGGCGGAGGAGAGGGAUUAGCCACAGUGCGGCGCGGAGGACGACGGCGAUGUCGAUGCCCACCUUCCACCUCGCCCCCGACCUCGCCGUCUCCCGCCUCUGCUUCGGGACGAUGACGAUGGGGGAGCAGAGCCGGCUGCCGGAGUCGCUCCGCCUCCUCGACGCCGCAUUCGACGCCGGCGUCAACUUCUUCGACUCCGCCGAGAUGUACCCGGUCCCACAGCGCAGUGAGACGCACGGGCGCAGCGAGGAGUUCCUCGGCCGCUGGCUGCGGGCCCGCCGGGCCCCACGUGACAGCGUCGUGCUCGCCACUAAGGUCGCCGGGCCGUCCGGGGAGAUGACGUGGAUCCGCGGCGGGCCGGCGUCGCUCGAUUCGCGGAACAUCGCGGAGGCGAUUGAUGGAAGUUUGCGCAGGCUGGGAGUGGAUUACAUUGAUCUUUACCAGAUACAUUGGCCUGAUCGCUAUGUCCCGAUGUUUGGAGAGACAGAAUAUGAUCCAAGCCAUCAGUAUAUGUCUGUUCCAAUGGAAGAGCAGCUACUGGCUCUUGGAAGAGCCAUAGACGCUGGCAAGAUUAGGUACAUUGGCCUUAGCAAUGAAACACCAUAUGGGUUGAUGAAGUUCCUUCAACUGAGUAGAGAUUCCCAGCUGCACUCCAAGAUACUGACAGUGCAAAACUCAUAUAACCUGCUAUGUCGAAAUUUUGAUGCUGGGCUAGCUGAAUGCUGCCACCAUGAGAGAAUCAACUUGCUAGCUUACAGCCCAAUGGCCAUGGGUAUACUUUCAGGGAAGUAUUACUCAUCGGAUGAUGGCGGCCCACCAGAUGCAAGAAUGAAUCUUUUCAAAGGGAGAUACUCUGAGGGUGAAUCCAGAUAUAAUCUUCAGAACCCCAAAAUGAAAGCUGCUGUGAAGGAAUACGUAAAAAUUUCUGCUAAGCAUGGGAUUUCGCCAGCGAUUCUAGCAGUUGCGUUUGUUCUGAGGCACCCCCUUGUGUCAUCGGCUGUUUUCGGCGCGACAGAAAUUUCGCAACUUACAGAAGUUCUUCAGGCCACCAGGAUCCAUCUCUCUGAGGAGAUUGUUGCAGAGAUCAAUGAAGUUCAUGCAAGAUAUCCCAACCCUUGCCCAUAAGAAGUUCAGAACAGAACACAGUAGUCAGAUCUUCUCUUUGUCUUUCUUGUUCUGUAGAUUGCAAAUUUGCAAUGUCAUAUGAUCAUCAGUGAGUAACAGUUAGCAGUUUUGCCAAGGAUGAGUUAUUCAACUUGUCCUAUUGUUGUUGCCAAUGCCAACAAGUGAUUAUCUGAUAAAUUGCAUUAUCUCCAGUCUUAUUUUCCUUC